Lathyrus oleraceus (garden pea) is the source of this 1525-nucleotide messenger RNA. RefSeq names its product mitotic checkpoint protein BUB3.3. The transcript is spliced from 9 exons. The record is from RefSeq and is a predicted model, not a curated record. Lineage: Eukaryota; Viridiplantae; Streptophyta; Magnoliopsida; Fabales; Fabaceae. The coding region runs from base 232 to 1218 and encodes 328 amino acids. Gene Ontology annotation, molecular function: protein binding.
UCAAAAUAUUGAACCUGACGUGAAUCGAACACGCAACCUUCUGAUCUGGAGUCAGACGCGCUACCAUUGCGCCACAGAUCCACAUGUUGUAUUGUGUUUAACGAAAAUCAUAUUUCAGAGUUAUAACUUGUUUCCCCAACAAAACUAUUACAAAAAUACACAAAAGCGGGAAGAACAAAUUUUUGUUGAUUCAAAGUACAAUUGAAACUGUGAACUCAAAAAUGAACAGAAAUGGCUCGCAAUCGAAGUUGGAGCUUCCAAUUGGAAACGCUAUUUCCAGAAUCCAAUUUGCUCCUCACUCUAACAACCUUCUCAUUUCGUCUUGGGAUACUGGUUUUUCAGUGUCUUCGUUUAUACGAUUUUGACGCUUCCGUUCUCAGACUCGAAUCCCCUUCGGAAUUGGCUCUUCUCGAUUGUUGCUUCACAGAUGAAGAUACAGUUGCUUUUGCAGCUGAUUCUGGUGGAUUUAUCACAAGGUAUGACUUGCAUUCUGGAGUUGUUGAUCAAAUCGGUAAUCAUGAUGACAUGGCAACAUGCAUUGGAUAUUCCAAUGAAACAUGUUUGUUAAUUACUUCGGGAUUUGACAACAAGUUAUUGUCAUGGGACGUUCGUACGAAGAAGGCAUCUUCAUUGUCGAGGAGUUUAGAUGAAGAGAUAGAAUCCAUGUCUAUCUCUGGGUUUAAGGUUACCGUAGGCAUUGGAGCAUCUGCCCAUGUUUUUGAUUUCCGAAACUUUGACAAACCAACUUUGUCAAUGGAGCCUUGUAGUGGUACACAGUUAAGAUGUGUCAGUUCGAUUCCUUAUGCAGAAGGAUUUGCAGCCGGAUCAAUGGAUGGACGGGUUGCAUUGCAUGUUUCAAAUUCAUCAAAUUUAAAUGACACUGGAUAUGCAUUCCGAUAUCAUCCGAAAUCAAAAGAUGGUCGGUACCAUUUGACAUCUAUAAAUGACAUUGCGUUCAGUCCACUUGUGUCCCGUGCAUUUGUCACCGGUAAUGAUGAGGGUUAUGUUUCCAUAUGGGAUGCUAGAAGUACGAAAAGACUGAUUGAGUUUCCCAGAUACUCAAAUAGUGUUGCAUCCUUAUCUUACAACCAUUCGGGACAGCUUCUAGCUGUAGCAUCGAGUUAUACUUACCGAGAAGCAAAAGAAAAAAGAUUGGAGCCUCCUCAAGUGUUUAUACAUAAAGUAGACGACAUUAAUUUCGGAUCAAGUUCUGCAUAAAGUAGAUGACAUUGAUUUUGGAUCAAGUUAUGCCCAUUUUGUAGAGGAAGUUGCAGUCUAGUUGUUUAUAUGUUCAUUAUUAUGAUUAUUAUUAUUAUUUUUAUUUGUUUUUAGUUGAUGACACGUGUAAGAGAAUAUAGUAUUUUUGUUGUUUUACACUAAGCAUAGUUUGGUAUGGUCCUAGUAAUUGGAGCCUAUAUAAGCCCAUUUUAGGAAAUAGAGAAGACUUGCCUUAAUUAUGUAAGCUUUGUAACUUAAUUUGUCUUAGCUUUGAUUUAAUGAAAUUUCUCCUAAAGAAUUGAGUAAA